Aspergillus affinis is the source of this 6378-nucleotide messenger RNA. Its product is annotated as glutamate synthase (NADH). The coding region runs from base 1 to 6378 and encodes 2125 amino acids. The record is from RefSeq and is a predicted model, not a curated record. Lineage: Eukaryota; Fungi; Ascomycota; Eurotiomycetes; Eurotiales; Aspergillaceae. Gene Ontology annotation, molecular function: FMN binding; glutamate synthase (NADH) activity; iron ion binding. The transcript has 5 exons.
AUGGGUCUGAACUUGGAGGAAAUCUAUGGCCAAUUUCUAGAAGAAGAGCAGCAACCAAACGAAUAUUCAGAGUACAAGCCAAAGCAAGGAUAUGGCUGGGCAAAUACUCUGCCGGAGCGGCAGGGACUGUACAAUCCCGAAUAUGAGAAGGAUGCUUGCGGUGUAGGCUUCGCUGCUCAUAUCAAGGGCAACCCUAGUCAUAAAAUUGUCAGCGAUGCGCGCAACCUGCUUUGUAACAUGACGCACCGAGGUGCCGUGGGCUCAGAUGCCAGAGAUGGUGACGGUGCCGGUGUGAUGACCAGUAUCCCCCACAAAUUCUUCAUUAAGAAUUUCGCUCGCGACGUUGGGGUUGAGCUCCCGCCGCUCGGACAGUAUGCGGUUGGCAACCUGUUUUUCAAGCCCGACGAGGAGUCUUUGAAGGAAUCAACAACAUCGUUCGAAGAAAUUGCAGUCUCUCUCGGCUUGCGAGUGCUGGGCUGGCGUGAGGUCCCUCGUGAUUCGACGAUUUUGGGUCCUGCUGCCCUAUCGCGGGAGCCUAUCAUUCUGCAGCCGUUCGUGGUACUGAAGUCCGCUUAUGGCGAUGGAAACAAGCCGGAAACCACCGAUCCUGAGUCGUUCGAUGAGAGAAAUUUCGAACGUCAGCUUUAUGUGCUUCGGAAACGGGCCACUCAUGUGAUUGGGCUGGCCAACUGGUUUUACUUGUGCUCCCUCAGCAACCGAAACAUCGUGUACAAGGGUCAACUAGCCCCUGUUCAAGUAUAUCAGUACUAUCAUGAUCUAGUCAAUGUGGAUUACGAAGGCCACUUCGCCCUCGUGCAUUCUCGUUUCUCUACCAACACAUUUCCCUCGUGGGACCGCGCACAGCCUUUGCGCUGGGCCGCUCACAACGGUGAGAUCAACACCCUCCGGGGCAACAAGAAUUGGAUGCGGGCUAGAGAAGGCGUGCUCAAGUCCGACAUUUUCGGUGAUGAGCUCGACAGCCUCUAUCCGAUCGUUGAGGACGGCGGCUCUGACUCUGCGGCCUUCGAUAACGUACUGGAGUUGCUCAUGAUCAACGGCGUUUUGUCUCUACCCGAGGCAGUGAUGCUCAUGAUCCCCGAAGCGUGGCAGGACAACCCGGCCAUGGACCCUGCCAAGGCCGCAUUCUAUGAGUGGGCUGCAUGCCAGAUGGAGCCUUGGGACGGCCCUGCUCUUUUCACUUUCUCUGACGGCCGGUACUGUGGUGCCAAUCUGGACCGUAACGGAUUGCGUCCUUGCCGUUUCUAUGUGACAGACGACGACCGCAUCGUCUGUGCCUCCGAGGUCGGUGCUGUGGACGUCGACCCCGAGCGUGUUGUCCAGAAGGGCCGUCUGCAGCCCGGCAAGAUGCUUCUAGUCGACACCGUGGCUGGCCGCAUUAUUGAUGAUUCCGAGCUUAAAUACACGGUUGCCCACCGCCAGGACUUCACUACGUGGCUGGAUAAAGAGCUUCUGAAGCUUCCCGCCGUCAAGGAGAAGCUAGUCGAACAAAACAUUGACCUUCGCUACUCCAUUGAUGACAGCACCGUGCAAAAUGACCCUCGACUCAAGGCAUUCGGAUAUUCCUUCGAGCAGGUCAGCCUGCUUCUUGGACCGAUGGCUGCUGAUUCCAAGGAAGCUCUUGGCUCGAUGGGAAACGACGCUCCAUUAGCCUGCAUUGCCGAACAGCCUCGCCUUCUCUACGAAUACUUUCGCCAACUCUUUGCUCAAGUGACCAAUCCCCCAAUUGACCCAAUUCGAGAGGCCGUUGUCAUGUCGCUGGACUGCUACGUUGGCCCUCAGGGCAACCUCUUAGAAAUGGACCCCUCCCAGUGCCGUCGCCUACUGCUCCCUUCACCCAUCUUGAGCAUCCCUGAGUUUAAUGCCCUAAAGAAUAUCAACCAGGCUCACAAGGACUGGACCGUGAAGACGAUCGACAUCACCUUUGAGAAAGUAAAGGGCGUUCCGGGGUAUGUCGAGGCGCUUGAUGCCAUCUGUGAUGCCACUACCGAUGCUGUUCAGAACGGGGAUAAGGUUAUUGUGCUUUCUGACCGCGCAACUUCCGCCGACCGAGUCCCCGUUUCUGCUCUCCUGGCGACUGGGUUGGUCCACCACCAUCUCGUCCGCAAUAAAUGGAGAUCUCUUGCCGCGCUGGUUGUAGAAACUGCAGAGGCUCGUGAAGUGCAUCACAUGUGUGUUUUGGUCGGAUAUGGUGCCGACGCUGUCAACCCAUACCUGGCUAUGGAAUGUAUCAUCAAGAUGAACCGUGAAAAUCUGAUCCGCAAGCAGCUCUCGGAUGAGAAGGUUAUCGAAAACUAUAGGGCCUCUUGUGAUGGCGGUAUCCUGAAGGUCAUGAGCAAAAUGGGAAUUUCUACUCUGCAGUCUUACAAGGGCGCUCAGAUCUUUGAAGCGCUCGGUAUCGAUGAUAGUGUCAUUGACCGGUGUUUCGCAGGAACUGCAAGCCGUAUCCGUGGCUUGGACUUUGAACUUAUCGCCCAAGAUGCAUUUGCCUUCCAUGAACGUGGUUACCCUUCUCGUUCAGUCACUGAGAUCCCCGGUCUUCCGGAGUCCGGUGAAUACCAUUGGCGUGAUGGAGGCGAGGAGCAUAUUAAUGAUCCAGUUAGCAUUGCGAACAUGCAGGAUGCCGUGCGUACGAAGAACGACAAAUCUUAUGAGGCCUACGCUAAGGCUGAACAUGAGCAAAUCAAAAACUGUACCCUCCGUGGUAUGCUUGAUUUCGAUUUCGAGCAGCGGACGCCCAUUCCAAUUGAUCAAGUUGAGCCUUGGACCGAGAUUGUUCGCCGAUUCGUCACCGGUGCUAUGUCUUACGGAUCUAUCUCCAUGGAAUCUCACUCCACGCUGGCAAUUGCCAUGAACCGUCUUGGUGGCAAGUCUAACACCGGAGAAGGUGGUGAAGACGCCGAGCGAAGCAAGCGCAUGGAGAACGGGGAUACUAUGCGGUCGGCUAUCAAACAGAUCGCCUCUGGCCGUUUUGGCGUAACAUCGCAUUACCUGGCAGAUGCCGAUGAACUGCAGAUCAAAAUGGCACAGGGAGCUAAGCCUGGCGAAGGUGGUGAGCUCCCAGGCCACAAGGUCGUUGGCCCUAUUGCCCACACACGUUACUCGACUCCCGGAGUUGGCCUGAUCUCGCCGCCGCCGCACCAUGACAUUUACUCCAUUGAGGAUCUGAAGCAACUCAUUUACGACCUCAAAUGCUCGAACCCCCGCGCGCGCGUUUCUGUUAAGCUCGUCUCAGAGGUCGGUGUGGGAAUUGUUGCCUCUGGUGUCGCCAAAGCUAAGGCUGACCACAUCUUGAUUUCGGGUCACGAUGGCGGUACUGGUGCCUCUCGCUGGACUGGUAUCAAGUAUGCCGGCCUUCCGUGGGAGCUGGGUCUCGCCGAAACCCAUCAAACUCUUGUCCUGAAUGACCUGCGUGGUCGUGUUGUUGUUCAGACUGAUGGCCAGCUUCGCACCGGUCGUGAUCUUGCUGUUGCUUGUCUCCUGGGCGCUGAAGAAUAUGGUUUCGCCACUACUCCUCUCAUUGCUAUGGGUUGUAUCAUGAUGAGAAAAUGCCACCUUAACACUUGUCCCGUGGGUAUUGCAACCCAGGACCCCGAGCUUCGGGCCAAAUUCUCUGGAACUCCUGAACAUGUCAUCAAUUUCUUCUAUUACAUUGCCAACGAAAUGCGUGCGAUCAUGGCAAAACUGGGCGUGCGGACUGUCAACGAAAUGGUUGGACGCGCCGAGUUGCUCAAGGUCAGAGACGACAUUCGGACUCCUAAGCAGGAGAAGAUUGACCUGUCUCUCAUUCUGACUCCGGCUCACUCGCUUCGCCCUGGAGUCGCUACGUACAAUGUCCGCAAGCAAGAUCACCGUCUGCACACUCGCCUCGACAACAAGCUCAUCGCUGAAUCCGAGCUUGCACUCGAAAAGGGCCUCCCUUGCAGAAUCGAGUGUGAUAUCGUCAACACCGAUCGCGCCUUGGGUGCUACCCUAUCAUACCAGGUCAGUCGUCGAUUUGGUGGCGAGGGCCUUCCCCAAGACACAAUUCAUGCAAACAUCAAAGGCUCCGCUGGUCAAUCCUUCGGUGCCUACCUUGCGCCUGGUAUAACUCUGGAGCUCGAGGGCGAUGCCAAUGACUAUAUCGGCAAGGGCCUGUCCGGAGGCCGUCUCAUAAUUUACCCCCCUCGUGGCGCCGCCUUCAAGGCAGAAGAGAACGUGAUCGUCGGUAAUACUUGUCUCUACGGGGCGACUCGUGGUACUUGCUACUUCCGCGGUAUGGCUGCUGAGCGGUUUGCUGUCCGUAACUCAGGCGCCACCGCCGUUGUGGAAGGUGUUGGCGACCACGGUUGCGAGUACAUGACGGGUGGCCGCGUGCUCAUUCUUGGAUCAACUGGCCGUAACUUUGCUGCCGGUAUGUCCGGAGGUAUCGCAUACAUCCUAGACAAGAACCAGGACUUCCAUUCGAAGGUGAACAUGGAAAUGGUGGAAGUGUCUGGUCUGGAAGACCCUGCUGAGAUUGCCUUCGUUCGCGGCCUCAUCGAAGACCACCACCACUAUACUGGCUCGGAGUUGGCAGCUCGUGUCUUUUUGGACUUCACCCGGGCCCUCCCUCAUAUUGUUAAAGUGCUGCCUACCGAUUACAAGCGGACGUUGGAGGAGGAAGCUGCUAAGGCCGAGGCUGCCAAGAAGGCCGAGUUUACGCUCCCUCAACUUCCCAGCACCCCGGCAAACGCGGAGAAGCCCAAGGCCGAAGCCGAGUCGAAGAAGGCUGAGAUGCUGGACAUCGAGGACAGUAUCAGCGACUCGAAGACCGAGAAGAAGCGGUCAGCGCUCAUCCUGGACAAGACCAGGGGCUUCAUGAAGUAUAACCGGCGUAGCGAGAAAUACCGCAACCCUGCCACCCGUACACGUGACUGGGCGGAGCUCUCCAAUCGCCUCAGCGAGGACGAGCUCAAGUACCAGUCUGCUCGUUGCAUGGACUGUGGUGUUCCCUUCUGUCAGUCGGACACUGGUUGCCCGAUUUCCAACAUCAUCCCCAAAUUUAACGAAUUAUUGUUCCAGGGCCAAUGGCAAGAUGCCUUGAACCGUCUACUCAUGACCAACAACUUCCCCGAGUUCACUGGCCGUGUCUGCCCUGCCCCGUGCGAAGGUGCAUGCGUCCUAGGAAUUAACGAAGAUCCUGUCGGUAUCAAGUCCAUCGAAUGUGCCAUCAUUGACCGUGGGUUUGAGAUGGGCUGGAUGGUUCCUCGUCCUCCUCCAAACCGCACUGGCAAAACCAUCGCCGUUAUUGGGUCUGGCCCUGCUGGUCUUGCAGCAGCUGACCAACUUAAUCGAGCUGGUCACAGUGUGACUGUUUACGAGCGUGCUGACCGCAUUGGAGGCUUGCUCAUGUAUGGCAUUCCCAACAUGAAGCUUGACAAGAAGAUCGUGCAGCGGCGUGUUGAUUUGAUGGCCGCCGAGGGCGUUAAGUUUGUUACCAGCACUCCCGUCGGCCCUGAGCACGAGGUUUCUCUCGAAUCCCUGCGCAAGAGCAAUGAUGCCGCCAUCAUUGCUACCGGUGCCACAGUGGCACGCGACCUUAAGGUCACCGGUCGCGAGCUUGAUGGCGUGCACUUUGCCAUGCAGUUCCUCCAUAAAAACACCAAAUCGCUUCUCGAUUCUAACCUGGCCGAUGGGGCGUAUAUCUCUGCCAAAGAUAAGCACGUCGUGGUUAUUGGCGGUGGUGACACUGGUAAUGAUUGUAUCGGCACAUCUGUUCGUCAUGGUGCGAAGUCCGUCACCAACUUCGAACUGUUGCCUCAGCCUCCCCCUGAGCGUGCCCGUGAUAACCCAUGGCCCCAGUGGCCCCGGAUCUAUCGUGUCGAUUACGGUCACUCUGAAGUGAAAACUCACAUGGGCAAGGAUCCUCGCGAGUAUUGUGUCAUGUCCAAAGAAUUCGUUGACGACGGCUGUGGUCGCGUCAAAGGCAUUAACACCGUCCGUGUCGAAUGGACCAAGAGCGCUUCUGGCGGAUGGGAUAUGAAGACUGUCGAAGGGAGCGAGCAAUUCUUCCCCGCCGAUCUUGUUCUUCUUUCCAUGGGUUUCCUUGGUCCCGAGGAUCGCCUCCUGGGCGAUGAAAUUGAACGCGACGCUCGCAAGAAUGUCAAGACUCCUCCUGGCCAGUAUAACUCAAGCAUCCCCGGCGUCUUCGCCGCCGGUGAUUGCCGUCGCGGCCAGUCCCUCAUUGUUUGGGGCAUCAACGAAGGUCGCCAGUGCGCUCGCGAAGUCGAUACCUACCUGAUGAACACCAGCUCUCAGCUCCCCGUCACCGGUGGCAUUGUUCGUCGACCAGCGAUUGAUGCGAUUCCUCAGGGUGUUACUCAGACUGUUUCCGCAUGA